This is a messenger RNA of Cutaneotrichosporon cavernicola, 2271 nucleotides long. RefSeq lists its product as uncharacterized. Bases 1 to 2271 code for a protein of 756 amino acids. Gene Ontology annotation, molecular function: protein binding. The record is from RefSeq and is a predicted model, not a curated record. NCBI's taxonomy places the organism in Eukaryota, Fungi, Basidiomycota, Tremellomycetes, Trichosporonales, Trichosporonaceae. Gene Ontology annotation, biological process: protein ubiquitination; cell division; anaphase-promoting complex-dependent catabolic process. Gene Ontology annotation, cellular component: anaphase-promoting complex; cytoplasm. The transcript has 5 exons.
AUGGCACCACCAAGGCCGCCUGGCCCUCAUCUGGCCCAGCGGCUACGCACUCUCGCCCUUACCCAGCCAACAGACUCGGCCCUACUAUACGCAUACCAGUAUCGCGCAUUCUUCCCCCCAACAGAACUUGAGCACGACAGCGUGCAUGUCCUCGCCCUCGUCCAGCUCGCGAGCGGGAACACUUACUCCGCCCUUGACCUGGUGCGCGAAUUCGCCGACGCAGACGCCGACCCAUCACACGACAUUCCAGACUACGAGAAUGGCAUCCCUGCCCGUCGACCAGGUUGCUACGGGUGCGCCGUAAUUGUCGCCAAGUGCUGCGCCAAGCUCGGGCGGUUCACCGACGGCCAGGCAGUCUUGGACCGCGCGAUCCGCCGUAGCGUGCCUCUAACGCUGCCGAACCACAACGCGGUGGAAACGGCUGCAACCGCUUCGCUCCUCGCGGCCCAGCUCUCGCAUAAGAGCAAAGCCACCACACAGGCCAUCGAGUACUACACUCGCGGGCUGACGGACGACCCUUGGCUGUGGGAAGCGUUCACUGGUCUCUGUGAUAUUGGUGCUGCGCCUCCUGCUGAUGCUGUGUUUUCUGACCCACCAAGCAUGCUGCGGACGUCGUCGUCGCAGCGCCCAUCGCGCCAGCCAACAGGAUCACCUGGACCCAUGCCUCGCAGCUCGGCGUCCGAGGUUCCAAACUUCCUGAGCCGCCGCCAACUGAGCCCCAUGCCUGUUGCACCAUCAAGUGCAAGCUUAUUCACGCCCGACCCAGGAGCAGGCGCCGUGUCUUCCCGCGUGCACAUGAUGGGAAGUAUGGCAGGGUGGGACUCGCCAGGAUCAGCUACUGGCGACACCACGUUCCCGUCGAUUGGGGAGUCUACGAACGGACGUGCUCGCGUGCCCAACCUCAUACAGCAGUUCAUUCCAGGCUUGCGCUCGACGCCCGCGAUGGAGCAGGGUCUUGCAAAGGCACCACCAGCCAUUAAGCGGCCGAGGGGCGGACACGGCCUCAAGCUGACCGACACUCCUGUUGGGGGACUCGCAAUCGAAUCACGUCUCAACCGCGACUUGCGCUCGAUGGAGAUCAAUGGGGACAAGGCCGUCGACCCACCAGUGCGGCGCAGCUCGCGCCUGAACGCGAGCAGCAGGACGACGACGUCGCGGGUCACGACGCGCGAGAAGCGCACGACUCGAUCACAGUCGGUCGCGUCGUCGGGGUCAGGACAGACUGAUGCGAACAACCACGCGACACUCGAGGCGCAGACUGCUGCGGCUGUGGACGACUGGCUGCGCGACAUUGUGCGCCGCUGCGGACGCGCGUACCGUGCCGUCAGCCUCUACAAGUGCCGGGAGGCGCUGGCAGAGAUUGACGCUCUGCCGCGCGAGCUCCAGGCGUCGCCGUGGGUGCUGCGGCUGAUGGCCAAGAGCUUUUAUCGCAUGGCCGAGUACAAGAAGGGCGCGCGGGUGUUCAAGCAUCUCGUCGAGCUCGAGCCCUACAACCUCGAGCUGAUGGACAUCUACUCGACGCUCCUGUGGCACAUGAACGACUCGACCGAGCUUUCAGACUUGUCACAGCGCCUGAUGAGCGUAGACAGGGAGAGCGCGCAGGCAUGGAUCGCGGCUGGCAACACGCUCAGCGUGCUCAAACAACAUGAGGAAGCGGCACGCCUCUUCCGCCGCGCGACACAGGUCGACCCGGGCUGUGCGAACGCGUGGACACUCUGCGGUCACGAAGCGUGGAUGACCGAGGAGACGGACCGUGCGAUUGCGUUCUACCGCACCGCGAUCCGAACCGACGACCGCGAACAGGCGGCGUGGUAUGGCCUCGGACACGUCUACUUACACAUGGGCAAGUGGCGGCAUGCGGAGCACCACUUCCGGCGAGCGGCCGAGAUUAACCCUGCCAGCGGACCGCUCCUGUGCGCGCUCGGUGAGGCGAUCGAGCGUGGCGGCAACCUCGUGGGCGCGCUUGCGGAAUUUGACCGCGCCGUUGCUCUUGAGCACGACGUCGACCGCCCAAUCACGCGAUAUAAGCGCGCGCGGGUGCUAGUCGGUCUGGGCCGUGUGCAGGAAGCCAUUGUCGAGCUUGAGCCGGUCGCGCGCACAUCGAGCGACGAGCCAGACGUCCACUUCCUCCUGGGCAAGUGCUACCUCAAGAUGCGGCGCAACGCCGAUGCCGUGAUUGCGCUCACGACGGCGCGCGAGAUUGACACCAAGCUCGAGGGGGCUGUACGCAGUGUGCUCCUGGCGGGAGGUGUGGACGUGGAGGAUGAGUAG